AUGAUAGCGUGGGAAGAUAUUUACAAAAUAGUGGUGGCCAUGGUGCCAUUUUACGCAGCACUGGCGUUAGGCUACGGCUCCAUAAGGUGGUGGCAUAUGUUUAAACCAGACCAUUGUGAUGCUAUAAACCGCUUCAAUUGCUAUUUCAUAAUGCCAUUUUUCACCUUCGAGUUCACAGCACAUGUCAAUCCUUAUAAGAUGAAUUUUCUCUUCAUUGCCGCUGAUGUUAUAGCUAAAGUCAUUAUCGGCAUUGUUUUAGCUUUGUGGGCUAAUUUGAGUAGGAAGGGGAAGUAUGAUUGGUCUGUAACAUGCUUCUCUUUAUCAAGUCUCAAUAACACUCUUGUUGUCGGAGUUCCACUAUUGAAAGCCAUGUAUGGUCAAAUGGGAGCUGAUCUUGUUAUCCAGUCGUCAGUUAUACAGUCUCUUUUUUGGAUCCCUGCUCUUUUAUUCAUGUUGGAAUUCAGACGUACGAGGUGUGAUACAUCAGUUAUCUCGACAGCCCCGGCCUUAGAUGAUCGGCAAGUGAAUUUGUCAUCGAUUGAAAUGGGGAGAAAUGAUCGUGAUACUGUGGACGAGAACACAAAUUCUAUUGUGAGUAAAGCACCAUCUUUCUUACCUUUGAUGAAGACGGUAUGGAGUAAACUUGCUAAGAACCCAAAUUCCUAUGCAUGUUUUCUUGGCAUCAUCUGGGCUCUUUUCGCUAAGAGGUGGCAUUUUCAGAUGCCCUCCAUUCUUGAAGGAUCCAUAUUGAUUAUGUCAAGGGCUGGGGGUGCUGUUGCCAUGUUCUCUAUGGGUCUUUUUAUGGCAUUGCAAGAGAAAGUGAUUGCCUGUGGUGUCCGUCUAACGUUGUUGGGGAUGGUAUUGAGGUUUGUUGGUGGACCAAUGAGUAUGGCUAUUGGUUGUUUUGCAUUAGGCCUGCGUGGCCACAUUUUAUAUGUAGCAAUCAUUCAGGCGGCACUGCCACAGUCGAUCGCGUCCUUUGUUUUUGCUCAACAGUAUGGACUGCACUCAGAAUUACUUAGUACUGCGGUUAUUUUUGGCACUAUAAUAUCUCUUCCUCUCUUGAUUGGCUAUUACUCCAUCUUUGAUUCUUUCCAUUGA
Messenger RNA from Fraxinus pennsylvanica, 1101 nucleotides. The record is from the annotation of a GenBank genome assembly. NCBI's taxonomy places the organism in Eukaryota, Viridiplantae, Streptophyta, Magnoliopsida, Lamiales, Oleaceae.